AUGGCUUUCCCACUUCGCCGAAUCUACAUCACUGUGCCUUUUGCUUUGGGAUCUUCACCAGCUCAUUUGUUUCCAAGUAUCAAAAGCGCCUUCAACCUCCAACACAUCCACAACUCCCCCCAUUGCCUUGACCAUAUCCAGAUUAGGCAGCCCUCAAGGAAAGCUAUCCACAAUGCUAAAAGACUCGACGAUUUUGAUCUGCAGGAUCGGGUAUUUGUAAUCACUGGGGGCGGACGUGGAUUGGGUCUCGCAAUGGGCGAAGCGUUAAUCGAAGCCGGUGCCAAAGUCUACGCUCUGGACCGUCUCGAUAAGCCCAAUCUUGAUCUGAUUGCGGCCAAAGAAAAAUCCUAUGGUGGAUACAGCGGCAACUUAGAUUAUAUCAAGAUUGAUGUACGCAACAACAAGGAGAUCGAGAACGCCUUCGCGGCAAUCGCCGCGCAGCACAAGCGUCUAGACGGCCUGAUCGCCGCCGCCGGCAUCAAUCACCUCCAGAGCGCUCUUGAGCACUCCCAACAGACCCUGAAUGACGUAAUGACUGUCAACUAUAACGGUGUGUUCAACUCUGCCACUGCCGCUGCCCGCCAGAUGUUGAAGUACCAACAGGGAGGGUCCAUUGUGCUGGUCGCCAGUAUGAGUGGCCUCAUCGCCAACAAGGGCAUGACUUCGCCCGUCUACAACUCCUCAAAGGCGGCUGUUAUUCAACUUGCCCGCUCAUUAGCCAUGGAAUGGGGGCGCCACGGCAUUCGUGUAAAUUCACUCUGUCCCGGUCACGUUAUUACCCCCAUGGUUGAGGAGGUCUUCCAGCAGAACCCUGCCGCUCGCGCUACUUGGGAGGCAGAGAAUAUGCUUGGCCGCCUUGCAGUUCCACGGGAGUUCCGUGGUGCAGCCCUCUUUAUGCUAUCUGAUGCCAGUAGCUUCAUGACUGGUAGUAGCAUGGUCAUUGACGGUGGCCACACUGCCUGGUGA
Molecule: messenger RNA, 966 nt
Organism: Penicillium odoratum
Lineage: Eukaryota; Fungi; Ascomycota; Eurotiomycetes; Eurotiales; Aspergillaceae
Exons: 1
Coding region: 1-966 (321 amino acids)
Cellular component (GO): intracellular anatomical structure
Molecular function (GO): oxidoreductase activity, acting on NAD(P)H, oxygen as acceptor
Source: RefSeq, a predicted model, not a curated record